AGGAGGUUGUUGCCGAUUUGCUAUUGUUAAAGUUUUUGCGGCAUUUUCUAGAAAAGUGAUACAAAGUGCUGGAUACAAGUGUUGAGAUGGAGAGGUGAUAAAGUGAUUGUGUUAUUGUGAAGUGUUCCAGUGUGAUAGAGUGUUUCAUUGGAUGUACGGCAGUGAUGGCGUAACCGCAUGGGAGGGGGCGCGCUGCUCGAGGCGGCUGCGCGCGGAGACGCGGGCCGCGUGGCUAGUCUGAUCCGCUCCGGCGCAGACGUCGAUGCGACUGACGAGAAUGGAUGCAGCGUUUUACAACGUGCCGCAGCGGACGGGCACGUGGACGUCGUGCGUGUUCUUCUGGAAAAUGGUGCAGAUCCCAACAAACAGGAUAAUGUGCACGGCAACACUGCGGCGCACGAGGCGGCGUGGAAGGGCUACUCUCGCACGGUGGCGCUGCUGGCGCGCCGUGGGGAGCUGGGCGCGCGCAACGCGGCCGGCUUCGUGCCGCUGCACCUCGCCACGCAGAACGGGCACAACCAGUCCGCCAGGGAGAUCCUGCUGGCGGGCGCGCCGCCGGACUUGCAGAACAACUACGGUGACACAUCUCUCCAUACCGCGGCACGCUACGGCCACGCUGGAGUCACUCGUAUCCUCAUCUCCGCACAAUGCCGUGUGUCCGAGCAAAACAAAAACGGAGACACCGCCCUACACAUAGCCGCAGCCAUGGGUAGGCGAAAACUAACUCGAAUACUCCUCGAGGCCGGCUGCGACAAAUCCCUGAGAAACCACCAGGGCGAAACCGCUAGAGACAUCGCUGCAAGAAAAGGGCUAGAAGAAAUCAUCAACAUCCUUAACACGCCUGUAGCGAAGCAGCCCAAAAAGAAAGAGAGGCAUAGAGAUAAAAGUAAAGAAAGGACAAUUGAUGAACCGGACGAUGCGAAGAAAAGAGACAAGAGUAAGGAUAAAAAGAAAAAGAAUGUUCACUUUGAGAACCCGGCACAAGUUCAUUGGUCUCCAUACGGCUGUCAUUACUAUCCGGAUCCUAAAUAUUUCCCGAAGCCGAAGUUAAGCUCGUUACCCACCGAACCGUUAAAAAAAGGCGAGCAGUACUAUUUGGACUUAGCGGGUAAUAUCAAAAAAGGUCCAAUCGGAGCUGGGUAUACGUGUUACUGUGCACCGUUUUUCAGGCAUAUGGAGGAAAAACUGAAUGAAGACAAGAAAGAUUUGAAACGCCAUAUAGAUAGAGCUCAUGAGAAAUUAGACCAAAAAGUGACAGAUUUGGAAAUGAAAACUCAAGGGCAGAUAUCUGAAUUGACUAGAUUUGUAGCUGCAGAAAGAGCUAUGUGCAAAGAAAGACAUAAGCACCUGGAGCAGUGGUUGACAAGAGGCAUGAUGUUCAGAGCGUCGGAGAGGGUUAAAAAAUUAGAUUUCAGUCCAAAAGGUUCUGUAGAUAUUCCACCGAUAAAAAGAACAAGAAGUUUAGAACUCUUAGAUGCGAAUAACGAAGAAUGGAAUGAUGUUAAUAGAAUUAUUCAGAGUUUUAACGAAAAUGUAGAACAAUGUGAAAGUAUUGCCAAAGACCUGGAUCAAAAACCAACUUCUAAGAGCUCAGAUGGCCUUGACAGUAGAUCACCACCCAGUCCAAGAAGAAAGCAUUUACUAAAAAAUUCAAAAAGUAGUGAUCAAUUAGACGCAGGAUCUGCAUGCUCCAGAUCUCCUUACAACCUUACACCGUAUGCAAAUUGCAGUCAAGACUUAUCUCAUAAUAUUACAGCGGAAAUACACGUUAAAUCAAAUAAAGUUUCACUUUCACAAUCACCGGUAUCAGACGUGCCAAUAUAUAAUGACAGAUAUAUUGCCCCUUGUCGACAAUCUGCCACAAUUUCGCCGAGUAGCAGCAAUAGAUAUUCGGAAUACAAAGCUAACGAUCCUGAUGACGAUCCCAAAUUAAAUCAGCCAUCGGAAACCCGUAAUGAAACCACAUGGAAAAGUCAAGUAUUACAGAGGACUGCGGAUGACAUCCGUAAAAGGGUGAUUCUCGAAAAAGAAAUGGCGGAUGUGUUAUCAAGACAUACAAAGACAUUGGACAUAUCUCAAGAUGGAUACAUAAAAUUUCCAAAACAACCCGAUUACCGAGAAGAAAUUAACGUUGAAAAAGAACCUCGUAAAUCGGUGCAAGAGCUAGUAGCACAAGUAGAACAUCAACAGAGGUGCACUUCACCAGAACGUCUGCCCUUACAAAGAAAAGUUAUUGAAAAAGAGAUAUCAAUGCAAGUUGCUCAGCCGAGUGUCUUAAAAAUGCCUCAACAACCAAUGCGACCGGCACCUGUAUUGAAAGAAAAACCACCGAAAUCCAAAAGAUUUAGCCUACAUAACCUCAUACCAUUCCCAACGAGAAAGACUUUCCAAACCCCACCCAAGGAAAAUGGGAACAACUCGGAAAGUAGCGAUGAUGAAGAUAAUCCAAUUAGAAGUACAAAUCAACCAGGUCCCAUGAGAAACACUAACCUACUCCAAACUCUACCUCUACCGAACUACGAGACUAUGUCUACAAAUUCUCAAUCACCAGCUCCUCAAGCACAACCUCAAAGUUAUCCGCAUGACGCUAGGAUGAUUCCAAAAGACGCUUAUUUCCACGACAUAUCAAACAGGCCUGUACACCAUCAGAUGCCUUACAGAGAUAUCGAAAAUGGACUACCGUAUCCACAAUAUCCUUGUCAGAAGCAAUACGAGUACAGUGAACCCGGAGUGCAACAAAAUCAAGUCCAAGGUCGAAAUAGAAACCCUAUAUACCAUCACCAGACCGGAGUCUUCAACGCAAUGAUGCAAGAUCAUAUAAUGCGGGAAAUAGAACGGAUACCACAUUGUUACAGUGACCAUUUAGAUCAGAAUACAGAGGUGGAGAUUGCUAAUCAGAAUGAUCACUUUCGCAGUAAUUACUACGAUAACCGUCCGCCAAUGUACCCAGGAUUCAGAGGAAAUCCACAUGGUUUGAGAAAACCAGCACCAGAUCAUAACUUGUUGCAUAGCCGUCUUCAAUCUCUGGCCAUAAAUACACAUUUGACGGAAACUCAAAGUCAAACUGAUAGAGAGUCACAUAACGAUUCUGGAUACAGCACAAAAGUUUAUGGCAGUUCACAAGGACCGUCUCCAAGUCUAUCUGGUCACGUGGAUGACAACUUAUCAGGGCAGCGAAUUAGCGUUCUGCCUAAUAAAGAUGGCGGACAACUGGGUGCUUCGAGCUUAGUCUGAAAGACAAAAUUAUAUACGUAAUGUUAAAGUCUGAG
Messenger RNA from Vanessa atalanta (red admiral), 3269 nucleotides. It is a transcript of the gene dgo, whose product is annotated as ankyrin repeat domain-containing protein 6. The coding region runs from base 178 to 3234 and encodes 1018 amino acids. Gene Ontology annotation, molecular function: protein binding. The record is from RefSeq and is a predicted model, not a curated record. Lineage: Eukaryota; Metazoa; Arthropoda; Insecta; Lepidoptera; Nymphalidae. The transcript has 5 exons.